Messenger RNA from Panthera uncia (snow leopard), 2872 nucleotides. RefSeq names its product microcephalin-like. The annotation marks the transcript as partial. The record is from RefSeq and is a predicted model, not a curated record. Gene Ontology annotation, biological process: mitotic cell cycle; cerebral cortex development. NCBI's taxonomy places the organism in Eukaryota, Metazoa, Chordata, Mammalia, Carnivora, Felidae. The transcript has 2 exons.
ACCGGUAGUGUUCAUUCGUCAGCACCUGCUGGUCCUUCAGCUUCCCUGAAGACCGGUAGUGUUCACUCGUCGGCACCUGCUGGUCACCUCAGCCAGUUAACUCCUCAAAAUCCCUCGGGCCGUCUUUCAGAACAAGAAGUAAGUCGGCAGAGGGAUCCUGCGGGUGAAGCGGUCACCCCCGACACGUGGUCCGGGGGAGCACCCAGGGAGGUGUUUGGCAUGAAACACGGUCUGUCCCCUACGUUAUCUGCGACAGAACGCCAACCUUGGGGACAUUCACGAUCUGAGAGCUCCUCGGCGAAGAGAAGAAGAAAGUCUGAGAUCUCAGAUUCGUCCCCGACAGGAAGACUAAAGAAGAGAUGCCGUGGGAAACCCGGCGUGUCACAGGAGUGGCUCCUCACGUCGGGGGACCGCCUGCACUUCGGGCCUGGGGCUGCCGCCCAGGCUCCUGGCUGCGGCGUGUCCUCGUACGACGAUUACUUUUCACCUGACAACCUCAAGGAGAGGAGCUCGGACGGUCUUCUCCCCGGGUGUCAGUUGUCAGCGGGCCCUGCUCUCUUCAUCUGCAGAGGCCUCUCUCGGGGGGAGAGAAGGAACAUACUGCAGACGUCUGACUUCUCCUGCAUUGGGAAGAAUCCCAGCCCAGCCCCCACGAGCGAUUUAACGGCACAAAGUCACCGCAGUCUUGAGAAACCCACACGUGACAAAGCAAACGCAGCGUGGGCUUGCCUGGCCGCUGAGGAAGCCGCAGGGAGUCGUCCGCAGGCUGGUGCUCAGAGAGGGGAGGGCACGCGCCCAGAUGGCGCAGACUCUCCGUUCCACGACGCACUGCCUGCUGCGGACAGGCUCAGCGGGAAAGGACCUGACAGGGACUCACGUCCCCUGGAAGGGGGCAGCGCGGAAGCCAGAGAGCUGAUGGACGCGGGGAGCGUGCAGAAAGAAGACCGCCCUCGGACGAAGCGGGAGUCCUGCGGUGGAACGCAGCCUGACGACCGGCUGGGUUUUGUAGGCAGCUGCACCGCGGACACCUCCGCCGAACAGAGGGAAGAUGUGUCCAGAGGAUGCAGUGAAAGUGUUAAAAACGGACCAGCAAGGCCUGAUGUGUUAGAUGGCUCAUUGGAGGGCUGUCAGGAUCUCGCCAGACCUCAUGAGAAAUCAAAGAAAAGAGGGAGAGGCCAAAAGGUUGGUGUGUGAAAAUAUUAUUUUAAACUUUCCAAUGCUACUACAUCAUAGUGUUCUACUCUGGGUUAAUGUCACAUAAACUAGUCUGUCCAGCUUGUGCUUUAUUUAAACCAUUAAUUAUACAGAUGGAUGUUGGAAAACUCUGGCAGUAAAAAUGAGAGCGUUGGUUACAUUCAGGAAAGAGAGCUAAUGUUGUCGAAGAAGCUUUGCCACCACUUUGCCAAUGCAUUUCUUGCUUGUGAAAAUGCCAACAGCUUCUCUCAGGCUGAGGGUGUGGGGUGUGCCAACAAUUGAUGUUUUAUGAUGUGAAUCAACAUUCACGAGGCAGGAGGGGAAGAAUCCAAAACAGAAUUCAUUUGUGAGCUAAUCAGGGUUUGAUUGGAAGCCAUCGGAGUGAAAGGUUCUCGUUCUUUUGUGCUUCAGCUGUAGAACCCAGCUUCUGCUCUGUGUACAGCUUUCUCAUCACGCUGUUUGCUGGGAUGAAUGAUGUAAGGAGGGUUUAAAAUGUCUCGAUUCUUCAGCAUCUGCUCUUUUGGCUUAAAUUUAAAACUAGUCAGUCAUUAUCUUAUGCCUCAUGUUUAGUGAAACCUGAUUUCCACACGAUAGGAAAACUGUCCUGAUAAACAAGUAACGAAUUGAAAAGAAGCAGCGAUAGCCCAUAGCGUGCACAGAGGCAUCCCAAUAUUGAGGCCAAACACGAGGGACGAAUUCGACCCAAGGAAUAGAAACAGUGAUGUUUUCCUUAUAUUGGUAAUGGUUAAAGAAGUUUCAAACUACACAGGUUCCAUGAAAGUCUGGUAUAAGUGGUAGAAACUUUGUUUUCUUUACUGAUGCUUUCUGGUUUGUCUCAGAAAAAAAAAAAAAAAAAAAAAAAAAAAAAAAAAAAUGGACUCCCCAAACAGAAAGGAACCACACGACAGGUAGAGAGAACAAUAGACUUGUAGGGAGAGAAGUUGUCGAGGUCGUCUCGCAUGCAUGUGAGUAGUGGAUGUGACACCACACCACACAUCUGGCUCCCUGAGCUCUGGCUGUAGCCACUGUCCCUGCACCUGUUACAACUUUUUGUACCUGCCCCAACGCGUUGCCUCCCGUGACUGUGCCUUCGUAGAGAGCUGGUGGCCCUGUGGCUGCAUUUAUGUUUGUUUCCCUGCGUCCUUGUCUCCUUCCUAAUUGUGGCAGGGCCAUUAACCUUUUCCUUUUGGGGAAAAGCAUCUUUUGACGUUUAUUCAACUGAUAUUUAUUGACGCAUGCACUAGUAUUUAUGCCCUGUUCCUUCGGAAGUGUUCCAUGGCAAUCUCUGUACGCCCCUACGUUAGACCACCACACUUUAUGAUACUGGUUACCGACAUUUUACUCUUCCAUGGAUAUCUUGUUAGAGAAAGAUAACCCAUCUUUACUUGGUACCUACUCAUCUCUCUCUCUCUUUUUUUUUUUUUUUUUUAAUGUUUUUUAUUUAUUUUUGAGACAGGGAGAGACAGAGCAUGAGCAGGGGAGGGGCAGAGAGAGACGGAGACACAGAAUCCGAAGCAGACUCCAGGCUCUGAGCCGUCAGCACAGAGCCUGACCCAGGGCUUGAACUCGCAAACUGCGAGAUCAUGACCUGAGUCGAAGUUGGACGCUCAACCGACUGAGCCACCCAGGCGCCCCCCUACUCAUCUCUUACUCGGUAUUAGGCCUGCAUUUAAAAAAA